Messenger RNA from Glycine soja, 730 nucleotides. Its product is annotated as protein MHF1 homolog. Gene Ontology annotation, molecular function: protein heterodimerization activity; chromatin binding. Gene Ontology annotation, cellular component: FANCM-MHF complex; Fanconi anaemia nuclear complex. Bases 128 to 508 code for a protein of 126 amino acids. The record is from RefSeq and is a predicted model, not a curated record. Gene Ontology annotation, biological process: replication fork processing; resolution of meiotic recombination intermediates. NCBI's taxonomy places the organism in Eukaryota, Viridiplantae, Streptophyta, Magnoliopsida, Fabales, Fabaceae. The transcript has 4 exons.
CACGGCCCAAUCCGCAACGGAGUUUGGGCUGAUAGUAUAUCAGCUCAAUAGAGUCCAUUAAUAUUCUAUUUUCCCUCCUCCCUUGUUCGCGAGAUUCGGUUUCCCUCCAUUUCAAACAAACUCGACGAUGGAAAGCGUGGACGCGAACAGCGAAGUCGAAAACGACGCGGAAAUGAAGCUCUUGAGAGAUAAAUUCAGGCUCUCCGCAAUCUCCAUCAUCGAAUCUCAAGCAAAACAAAACGGCAUGGAAGUAUCAAAAGUCGUAGUCACUUGCGUUGCGGAUUUGGCCUUCAAGUAUACGGAGCGCCUGGCUAGGGAUCUUCAUCUAUUUGCGCAGCAUGCGAAUCGUAAAUCUGUAAAUAUGGAAGAUGUGAUACUUUGUGGACAUAGGAAUGAACAUGUAUCUGGCAUGUUGAGGAGCUUCUCCAAUGAUUUAAAAGCCAAGGAUCCUCAAUCUGAAAGGAAGCGAAAGAAAGAACCCAAAAAGAACGACAAAGGAACCGCUUAGCGCAUAUGCCUGAUGCAUAUAUAUGGUCCUAGGAACAUAUUUUGGUACGGUUAGUUAAUUUUAUGUAUAUUUUUCUCUCCUUUAUAUGUUUUUGGAUUUGGUAGUUAGUGCUGGAAUCUAUUAGUCCAUCUUAAUCAUUUAUGCAUGCCUUUAAACUUAAUUCCAGUAAGGCAGUAACUAUGAGUGCGUGAUUGAAGUAAUUAAUUUAGAAGCAUUUUUUUA